AUGCCCACACCCACGCAGCCAUUGCAAACAUCCAACUCACCACAGCUACGGUCUCCUGGAACGCCUACGCGCAAGGAGCGCGAUAGAGACGCUAUCAUAUCUGCAGCUUCACGCGGAUGGUCGAAUCGCAACCAGCCAUCAUCCAAAAUAGCGCUCAAGGCGCACUCAGUAAUGUCACCAGACGCGGAGUUUAGUCCGAACAGGCUAUUCAAACCAACUCAGCAGUCUCCAAAGUCAUCUCCUAAGUCUCCAACCGCUGCUGUCGCUGCUGCUGUAGCUGCAGGUGCAGGCGUACAAUCCACACAGCGGAGAACUUCAUCGAGUUUUUCACAUGUCAGAAACAACUCCCUCGUCCAGAAUUCCCCGUUUAAGCAACACACCAACGAUUUCCCUUCUCCACAGAUCGACUACACAUCAUCACCGGUGCCAGAAGAAUCUCCGGCGAUGGGAUUGGGACUCCAUCCAUCGAGAUCGCCUCACAGACACAUUCAAAGCCACCAUACGGUCCAAGAACGCACUUCAUCGCCUAAGCCUAGGAAAUCGAAGGGUUACAACCUCCUUCCUUCCGCUCAACGCGUCACUCAGUCACCAUGGAGGCACCACAGCUCCGCUGGCUCGGAAGCUGAUCACCCGGCACACCCAUCUUCUGCUUUUUCACCACCAACUCCAACCGUUGCGCAAACAAAGCCUCUGUCUGUUUCUAAGAAAGUAGAGGAGGAGGAGCAAGUAAAGCAAUAUGAUAAAUAUGAUCAAUUUGAUCAAUAUGAGCAGGAAAGACCACCUUCAGCUGGAAGCACCCUCUCCAGACGCAAGACAGUCACUUUCGAAGAAAACCCUGAUAUACACGAGUUCGAGCGUGAGCCUGAGCCUGAUUCCAUUGCGACGGGUGUAUUCAGCCCAGAGUAUGAUGAUAGGUUGGAUGAAUUCGACGGUAGCUACGAAUACGAUGACGGAGAGGAGUAUGAGGAAGUUGAGCAUGAUCUGGAGCAUGAUAUUGAUCUGUAUGACGCGCAGAAUGCUCGGGACGCUCUAGUCGGCGCUAGCUGGGAAGACACCCCUCCAAUGCCUCCACCGUCUAGCUCACUAGUCGAGCAGCAUACGCUAGGUAGAAACAGACAGAGUCAUACUCCCACUCAAGAUAGCGCCGAAAAUACACCCGAACUCGCUCAUGACUAUGCCCACGAAGGUAUCUUGGAGGAAUACUCCCACGAAUAUCCUCAUGAGUUUGGAAAUGAGGAGUUGGAAGUUGAUACAAGCUAUCAGGCCGCCUAUCCUGAAGAGUCCCCUAGUCUCUACGACGAAGAAGAUGAAAGUGGGCACUUUGCAGAGAAUGAAAAUGAUGAUAGCGGGCACUACGAUGAGAACUCGUCAGUGAUCGACCACUCGUUCGACCAAGGCGAGCAUCCUUAUGAAGACGCAGACGAGAGCCACGAUCAGGAACGCACCCAGAUGGAAGACCUGGUUGACUCUAUUUUGAAAGAUGAGCUGCUAAGAGAUAGUGAUCGUAGAAAGUCUAUUGAGGAGCUCAGGUACUCUAAAACUAGUCCAUUAAGAACUUCGACGAACAAGCGUCAAUCAACACCUACCAAGGAUACCACGCCUAACAAAAUGCGUCAGCUGGGUAUCGGUAGACCACAGUCUAUGCCAUCUCCUAACUUGUCCGAAUUGGCUUCUCAUGAAAUGGUUAAGGAUGAGCCAAUGAUUAGCCAUAUUAAAGAGGAAGAGGAUGCGCUGCCUGAGUCUGAAUCAGAGCAGCUACAACAGUCUGAGCUAGAGCACUCGCAGGAGUACGACUUAGAGCAAUCUCAAGAGUACGAAGUUGAACAGUCGCAAGAGUUCGAAAUCGAGCGGUCGUUAGAAUCUGAAAUUAAACAUCCACGUCAGUCUAAACCAGAGCCAGCGCAAGAGUUCCAAGUUGAACAGCUACAAGAGUCUAAGCCAAAGACAAUACAACAAUUUGAACCAGAACAAUUGCAAGAUUAUGAGCAUCAGCCACGGCAAGAACCUGAAAUUGAGCAACCGGAGGAGCAUAAACCUGAGCUGCUGCAAGAACCUGAAGUUGCUGAAAUGGAGCCAGAUCAGUCAAGUGAUGAUGACUUAAAGGAUCGUUCAGUCUUGCCAGAGUUACCACACUCAUCACCUCUUUGGGCACUCUCUCCUCCAUCUGAAGAAGUUGCAAAGAUGCCAAAAGUACCUCAAAUCGAACAUGAACAUGAGCGAGCUCACCCGUUGCCUCAACAAUCAGAGCAUUCAGACGACACACCGAACAUCAAUAGCCUGAUCUCACCACUCCUUUCACCUCGCUUCGACGCCGCGGGCAAUCCAAUCUCACCAAAUGCAGCUGGAAGUAUCAAUAGACGCCGCAACCUCAGGGAGGCUGUUCAAGAGAAAAUGAGAAAAAAGAGAGAAACUGAGGAGGCAAACGCUGCAUUGCUGGCUCAGCGUGAGCGUGAACGUGAGCAUGAAAAGGAGAACGUUCAAGAUGUUUUGACACCCGAAAUUCGAGCACCAGAUGCACACGAUUCUCAACCUCCAUCUCCAAUCAAGGCUGCUAUUGCUGCAGUUGCACCAUCCCCAAUGAAGCAUAACAGACAGUCGUUUGAGGAGGCCGUGGCAUUUCCAAGCGCUCCUGAAACAGCAGCACCAUCAGAGGCAGACCAAGAGACGGAACAUGCACCACCUCAACCUCAGCCUCAUAUUCAAGCUCAACCCCAACCCCAACUCAAGGCUGAGCUGCAACCACCAACUCAAGAUGAGGAAGCAACAAGAGACUUGGAAUCUUUCGCACCUUUUGUCUCUCCAAAUCUUGAUGCAAUUCCCCCACAGAGACAGCAAUCGAUGCGUGGUAACGCCAGUUUGAAAGAUCGUGAAAAUGCCAUUCUGCUAUCACGGAAGAAAUCUCGCGCAGAUAGAGGAGAGCGUCCAUCGAGGCGGCGAAGCGUGUCGGCAGAUGCAGUCGAGUCACCAAGGAAGAAAGCGAUAUUUAGACCAUCUAGUGGGUUGCCGACACCGGGAGCACUCAAUGAGGGAGACUUUGGUGAUGAUCUUGACAGAGAAAUGAGAGAGAUAUUCAAGGACUCGGACAGAAAAUACAAAAUGUUCGAACAUAACGAGGUUAUCAGAGCUUCAUCGCAAGAAGAGACAGUGCAAAAGCCCAAGAUUAGUCACCACGCAAAGGCAGGUGAUAUUGACACUGGUAAAGCAUGGAAGGUAAUUAGGCGUCCGUCUGAUAUGAAUGAGUACUCUCGACACCUGAAAGAGGUACGCAAUAAGGAGCCUCUCAGUGAAGCUACAGGCAAGGUGUUUGUCAAGGUUGCUGGAUUGCGUGAUGUUGAACUCCCGAUACCUGUUGGCAAACAAACAUUUUUCUGCUGUACACUAGACAACGGUAUCAAUCACGUCGCAACUCCAUACACUACUCUGAGGAAAGAGGCCCCACUGGGACAAGAGUUUGAUUUGAUAUUGAACAAGAAUCUCUUUUUCACGCUAUCAUUCAAGUGCCGCAUGGACGAACACCUUCAACCACCACGCCCACAGCCUCGCUUCAGGCCUGCCAUGGCCACUCCAACACAGCCGCCGACGCCGUCGAAGAGCAGAUCUGGUUUCAGGUCAAUAUUCAGCUCACCUAAGAAGGAGAAGAGGAAAGCGCAAGAACAGCAGGAGCAACUCGAAAGGCAAAUUGAGCAAUCUAAAUUUGAAGAGCUUGAUGCCGUCGAACCUACCGAGCCCAUGCUUAACUUUUUGCAGAAAGAUGGCACUUUCGGUAGUACGAGAGUCAUCUACAAUGAAGUCGCACCUAGGUGUCAAGGCAGAAUGGUCGAGCUCAUUCUUCCACUGGAAGGUAAAUUCACCAAGAAUGACGGCAGCGUGACCAAAUGCAUUGUCGGUAAACUGGUUUUACAUGUGCUUGGAAUACCGACUCUGCCGGGUGUUGUUCAGAAGGAUUUGCCUUCGUCUUUGGAGCACACUGUCAAGACUAUGAAAGAAAUGCAGUGGCAUAAGAAGAAAAUAUGCCAAUCAGUUCUCACUCAGCUCGGUGGAGGUGUCACUUCUUGGAGGCGUCGGAUGUAUAGCUUAGUCGGUGGACGAAUUAUAGUGUUCAACGAAGUGACAAAGCGUGCUAUCGCCACUAUAGACUUAGCAACGGCGAAAGCAGUCUUAGAUUGCAACAACGCGUCAGCUGAGGCGGUCGAGAAUGGAUGGGUGGAUGAGGGAGAUGCUAGCGUCGAGAGAUCAUUUAUGCUCGUACUGCAAGACCAGAGUGGUGAAGAGAAGCUACACUUCUUCAGUGACACAGAUGAGGAUAAAGAGGUGUGGGUGAAGGAGUUGAGGGGUAUUAUAGGACGCAUACCACCUAAGCCACUAUGGGCGCAGGCUUUGGAAGAGCGCCAAUCGCCGCCGCCAUCUCAACUACCACAACGUACAACGUCAAACGUAGUGAACCUUGUUACGUCACCAAACCAACACCAACCGCGCCAGUCGCUUUCGCCAAUAAAGGCAUCACCUAUGCCAUCUGCGCACGCGUUGCACACAUCAAGCCGCAAACCACCUCCAGCUCCUUCAACUGGCAAGGGCAUGGCACAGCCUGGUCUCAUGGCUAGUAUAGCAUCUAGGCAAGACAGCUUGCCGACACCAACCAAAAACAAGAACGGUCCAAACAGUGUCCAGUCAUCUACUAAAGGUUUAAAUCAAUCCACUUACGACAAGAAAAGCUUCAGAGGUAGCAUAUUUUCUAGUCUCGGAAGCAGAUCUGCAACACCAUCUCGCUCAUUCACACCCGACACGAGCUUGAGGUCGACCACCAAAUCAUUCUUUGGAUUCAAGUGA
Molecule: messenger RNA, 4827 nt
Organism: Wallemia ichthyophaga EXF-994
Lineage: Eukaryota; Fungi; Basidiomycota; Wallemiomycetes; Wallemiales; Wallemiaceae
Product: Septin ring organizing protein mid2
Exons: 3
Coding region: 1-4827 (1608 amino acids)
Molecular function (GO): GTP binding
Source: RefSeq, a predicted model, not a curated record